CAGAGGAGCGGUCUGCUGGGAGAGACACACGAAAAGUUAGUCAAGAUGGCAAAUCCCUCCGACCCGGAGUGAAGGGGCACCGCUCCCCCGGAACCACAGCCGAGCCUGCCGCCCGCCCGGAGACCAACCGGCGACAGGCCUGAGAGGGAUUCCCUGAAGAAAAAAUGCCACUGAAGCUGAAGUGACACAGCGUGUGCCGGGAGAGAGCUGACUCAUCAGAUAUCAAUCCCUCUGAGAGCAACUACACAGCAGAGAGCAGCUUGUAUCACUUAAUGCCUUGCUAGAAGAAAGAAGACCUCAUACCUUGCCCACCCUCGCAGACGGGGAUUAUCAAACAGGGGGGGGGGCAGUGUGGAAAUCCCUCCAGCAGGAAUACACCCAGCACAGAGACUAACAGCUGUCUUGCUGUCUCAGCUAAUGAAGACAAAGCUAAGAAUGAUGCUACAAUACUUCAGCUGAACUUUACCGGCUGUGCUCUUCUUCAGUACGACACCAGAGACCUCAGAAAUCACUGCAAUCCACUAAUUUCACCUGAAAACCAUCAGUGUUAAGCUUGGCCGACGUUGCUCUCUGAGUCAUUCCCGCUCAGCCCUGCUCAGCUCAGCCCGGCAAUAGCUGCUGCAGUCGGUCCAUUUCUAUCCCACCUUGCAGAUCAUGAUGUUUCGCGAUCAGGUGGGCGUGCUAGCCAGCUGGUUCAAGGGAUGGAACGAGUGCGAGCAGACGGUGGCUCUGCUGUCCCUGCUGAAGAGGGUGAGCCGCACCCAGGCCCGCUUCUUACAGCUCUGCUUGGAGCACUCCCUCGCCGAGUGCACAGAGCUCCAGGUCCUGGAGGGAGAGGCCAACAAUCCAGGUAUAAUUAGCCAGUGGCAAAGUGAACCUAAGGAGCGUGUGAUCUCCCUGGUCCUCACCCAUCUCCCCUUGCUCAAACCGGGCAAUGCUGAAGCCAAAGGCGAGUACAUGCGCCUGCUUCCACGUAUCCUGGCCCACACCAUCGAGCAUGGCCACCACCUGGAGGAGUCGCGCCAGCUGCUGUCCUACGCCCUCAUCCACCCCGCCACCUCCCUGGAAGACCGCGCCGCCCUGGCUCUCUGGCUCAACCACCUGGAGGAGAGGGCUGCCGCACGGGGAGACUCCCUGGAGAGGCCUCCCCCGGCGGGACCGCACCACCACCAUCACCACCACCAGUCCACGCCUCCGUCCACCCUCACCUCCUCCGGAUCCUCCUCCUCCACUAACACCUCUUCCUCGGGCAAUCUCUACUCGCUGCACCACCACCAGCGCUACGGCUCUGACGACCGCCUCAAUGGAUGGCAGAGGGACUCAGGGAUAAGCGGGGGCUGGCAUCAGCAGCAGGGCUGUGAGAACGGACACCUCCUUCUCUACCCAUCAUCCUCUGUGCCUGCGACCAUCAACACAGUUGGAACUGGCGGGGGCAGUAAUGCAAUCCUGACCAGUGGAAGUGGCAGCCAGCAGCACAGUCCCCUCAAGCGCUCUGUGUCCCUCACGCCUCCCAUGAGCGGCCCCAGCAACCAACCUCUGGGACAUGUGUGGCUGUCCCAGGAGGACCUGCGGACCGCCAGGGGCCCGGCCCCAGACCACGCCCCCCUGUCACCCCAGAGCAGCAUCGCCUCGUCGGGCAGCGGAGGCAGCGAACAUCUGGAGGACGCUGCUUUAGGAGGAGGCUCCAGUCUGCAUCGCAGCUCCUUCCAUGAGGAGGGCAGCGGCAUGAGGGAUGUUCCUGCUUGGCUGAAGAGUCUCCGCCUCCACAAGUACGCCGCUCUCUUCUCGACGAUGACCUACGACGAGAUGAUGUCGCUAACUGAAGAUCAACUAGAAGCACAGAAAGUCACUAAAGGAGCGAGACACAAGAUCGUUAUCAGCAUUCAGAAGCUCAAAGAGAGGCAGAACCUGCUGCGCAGUUUGGAAAAGGACGUGUUGGGAGGGAGCAAUCUCCGCACACCUCUGCAGGAGCUCCACCAGAUGAUCAUGACUCCCAUCAAGGCUUUCAGAGGGGGUGAGGAGACCUCACUGCAGCGCCCCCUGCUGAGCCCCGAAGGCAAGAGUGCUGCACCUGGCUCCCACCUGACCGGCGGCGGCGGCGGCGGUGGAGGAGAGGCUGAGUCCAGCACGAGCGUGAUCGCCGAGGGGGAUCUGCCCGGUCAGUUCACCCGUGUCAUGGGCAAAGUUUGUACCCAGUUACUAGUAUCGAGGUCGGACGAGGACAACAUCAGCUCCUACCUACAGCUAAUCGACAAGUGCCUUAUCCAUGAGUCCUUCACAGAGACGCAGAAGAAGAGGCUGUUGUCAUGGAAACAACAGGUCCAGAGGCUGUUCCGGUCCAUUCCGAGGAAAACCCUCCUUGAUAUAGCAGGAUACCGACCGCAGAGGAGGUGCGCACACCAAUACACGGCACUCUGCAGCUGCGGAGAAUCCAACCGUUUUGGCCAGUCCAACUCUCUCCCCACCGCUGGCUGUGUCGGGGGCAGCGUGUCGGCCAGGAGGAGCCUUCACCAGUUCCAGAUGCCCUCCAGGAGCUUGCCUGGUGCCAGGCUGGGCCUGCUGGGCAGCGCGGGGCUGCUGGGACCCACACCUCGCAGCUCCAGCAGCACACCCACCGGCCCCAAGCAAGGACGACACGGUCCGUGGUUCGCCAACCCCGGCGGAAGCAACAGCAUGCCCAGUCGGACCCACAGCUCUGUGCAGAGGACUCGCUCGCUGCCUGUUCACACUACUCCACAAACCAUGGUCAUGUUCCAGCAAGCCGAUCUUCAGUUGCCAGUGACAGAACCAGACAUCAACAAUCGCCUGGAGUCUCUGUGUUUGAGUAUGACGGAACACGCCUUGGGAGAUGGUGCCGACCGCACAUCAACGAUAUGAUCGGAGUACCUGAGUGAGAGCUGCGGGAUAACGCAGGUUCACAAGGCUCUCUCACAAUAAGUCACCUCGAGGUCACCAGCUCUCCCGUCCCCUCUCCCUGUAGCCAACGGUAGAGCUCAACCAAAGGACCGGGCGGGCGGGAUCCAAGAAACACGCCACAGCUGAUCACCACGCGGCUAACAACAAGCUAUCAAAUUGGCACCGUCCAUCACGAUGGAAAAACACACCUUCUGCUCCGCCAACAUGCUCACAGUCACCUGUGUCGGAGGCGAGGAGAGAAAAGGAAUACAACGUGGUCUGGACAGUGUGCGAACAGUGCCCCCCCCCCCGCGCCCUGGGCAGGCGAGAAGCUGUACUGCAGUCCAGUCAGCCCCAGCUGAAGGGAGACGCUGGCCGAGGAUCGGGGCUCAGUGAGACUGAGGCCCUCUCCCUCUCCCACACCGUCUGGUCCACUCACGUCGACCGCAGCUCGUGGCAUCGAUCAAAUCCAUAACCAUACCUCAGACCCCAAAACAAGACGGGACAAGCAGUGCCACAAUUAUUGAGAAGGAAGUUUGGGAUUUCCUGAGCUGUUUUCUCUGGGGAUUCAGCUGGUAGAGCUAGGGAAGGUCUCCUGCUCACUGUUGGGUGGCAAAAAAAAAGCAUUUAUUUUUUGUAUGUAUGUUUUUAUUGUUUACAUAUUGAUGCUACUUUCAGAGGGUACAGUAAGAAUUUCAGGUAUGACUUUUGUGUAAUUUUUCUGUAAAGCCUUGGCUAUCUACAAGCUUUACGUCCCACAAGUAGCCAUCACACUAGUUUACAACUAACGUGCUUAUUCUUUAUUUUAGCAGCCAGCAAAGAGAAGACAUGUAGAUCUGUGGAGAGCCAGAGGGAGGACAACGGGAGAAGGCAGAGCAGCUGUGUGAGCAGGGAUGAGAGGAAGAAGGUGAUGUGGAGAAAGACAAAAGAAAGUAGCAGAUGGAAGAAGUGAGCUGGUGUGAUGCUGGGAAGGGAAGCGGAUGUUUAAAGGAGGAAGACAUCAGAGGCAGGACCUUUGAUCAUGCAGUGAUGACGGAGGAAGAUGACGUUGUGGUUAAUCAUGUUGUGAGUCCGUUUUUCAUGUGAGUGAGUGUAGGAGGAAGUUAGUUUGGCACCGCUCAGUCACAUAUUGAUCAUCCAUAGUAAGUACUGUAUGAACUCUUUGAAUUCAGAAUAUGUGGCUUUUUAUAAACUGGGAGAUUGUAAAGUCAGUGGGAUCUGUCUGCAUGUUCAGAUACUGGGUUUAGUGUUUUAUUGUUUCUUCUAAAGCAGGGUGAUAUGCUGAAGCUGCAUGUUACAACUGAGUUUCUUUCUUGGAGGAAGAUGCUGAAAUGUGGAGUGGACAGAGCUGCAGAGGAGACACGAGGUGGAUUCCUCUCUGUGGCGCAACAUCAGAGAGAUCACACACUGUCAAUCCAUGAAGGGUUGUUUUCCCAGAGAUUGUCCCGUUAGUGUGUACCUCCACCUGCUGGCCACAUGCAGCAAUGGCACAAAAAGUACUGAGGUUCUCGGACAGAGAAAAGCCGAGCAGUUGGUUUAGUCAUGGUUGCAGGGUUCCCCUCACGUGUGUCAUCGUCCUCUGUCUGCUCUGUCCACACAGGCUGACAUGGAAAAUAUCCUCUUUUGGUUUUUAUUCUGAGUCUCAUGGUUAUUCUGUGUCUUAAUAUUUAUCCUCAGUUUUUUUUUGUGUGUGUGUCUGGAGUACAGUCUUUGUAAGAGUAGGUUUAUAUUGGAAUAAGCUGGUCAGGGGGCUCCUUCCUGUCUGAGUCCUGACCCCGAAAGGUCACCUUUGAGCGAUUAUUGAUCUGUAUUGUUUAGUUUCUUUGUUAGUUUUUUUUUCAAUUCUCUAGUACUUCGUAUGUAUCCUGCACUUGAUAUGAUAAUGUGAUACUCUAAAAUCCAAACGUACAAAGGCUCCAGCACCAGCGUCGCGCUUCAGACAGAAAGCAGAAUGAAGAGAUGAGACUGAGACACGGUUUGAAAUCUCAGAGGACAGAUGACAGUGGGGCGGGGAUGAGGAGCUGCCGAGGCCUCUGAAGAUGCACGGAGGACUUUAAAAUGCUCUCAGCUCAGUCUGGAGGACCAGGCCAGUGUCUCUGCAAUGCAUGUUUUAGUUUCCCUACGCUGAGCUACACAAUCUGUCCCCUAGAUUAGUUCAGAUACUUGAUCAAUCACAGGAAAGCUGCAGUAGAUAAAAUAAUUUCUAGUUGUUCAUCAAAAUGAUUGCAACAAUACUGACGGAUAACUACACACCCCCAUGUUGACAUCUGUUGAUUUAGUUUCACCUCUACUGCUAGUAAGUAGCUCAGGUUAGCUGUGAUUAUGGCGAGUUAGAUGAUUUCCCAGUGUAGAUCGAUGAGAAGUUUUUUUCUUCAAGUAUCUUCAAAUGCAGCAAACUGGAUUACUCAGAUGUUCUCUGCACAGACAACAAACUCGAUCUAAAAAACCGACUGAAAUAAGUUUCAUUUGCAAAAAAACAACCGAUGUUUUAAAACAUAAAAUACCUGAGUGUAUCAUCCUAACAGGAUUUGUUUUGUCUCAAGAUCCUGUAACAUGUUUUGCUGUCACAGAAAAGACAAAACUGGUUCUUAUUAAAAUAUCUCCUCCUAUAAAUAUCCAAUAAGUUACUCAGAUACAUGUGUGAUAUUUCCUUCUGUAGCGCAGAUAUGAGGAGGAAUAUGUAGGACAGAGCAACGGAGACGCCUAUAAAACAGAAGCCUUGAAAAGCAAGACGUGGAAUUUUCACGAAAGUGACACAAACAUCCAGACACUCUGUUCUGGUCCUUCACCUGAGCUGAUCCCUCCAGGUGAACCAGUGCCUUACAACCACACUCUGGAUCUGUUCGCUCACACAAACAGGAUGAAGUGAGUGUGUGUUGAAACUAGUCGGGCUCUUCUAAUUUCCGAGUGUCUCCUUUCUGCUCUUGUCCUCCGGCUGUGCGAGCUGCUCGGGCGUCUCGUGUACGUCUGAUUCCACCAAAGCAUGAAUGAUCCCAAGUGAGGGAAAAACUGACGUCACGCCUUUUAAUGUGUUUGUUUUUACUUAUUUUCUUUUCUGGGUUGCUCCUCGCUGGGAGGCAGCAUCAGUAUCUCAUUAUAGUCACUGCCAUGUGAAUCAGUACUUAAAGUAGAAACUUAUUUAUUCUUUUUUUCUUUUUAUUUUUGCAGAGGUGAUACUGAUCAUUUAGGUGUAUUAUUAUUUAAAGUACCAUAUGUAUUAACAUGUUAUGGCUGGUGACCAUACGUACAUCUCAAAUAUUAACAUAGUUGUUGCUGACAGACUUUUUUUUUUGUUUGUUGAUGUUUUUUGAACUAUAAUCCUGUUUGUAUCUAUCAUUGUCAUGAUGAGUUUUUCACUUGGAGCUUUGCAGCUUCCGUUCAGUUACAAAACUCAAAACAAAGCAGCGGUGUUGUUUGGGAAACCAGGAAGUAGAUGGGUCCCUCAUGGAUUUUCUGGACAUUAGAUGAGUUGUGGAGUGUGAACUUGGUGCUGUGUGGUCCUGUUUGGGAGAGGCUCAGAGGUUUCUGUUACUCUGUAUUUUUCUUGCUCUAAGAAAAUCCCAUGAAAAGAUGCAACAGUGUAUUAGUGCCGAUCAUGCAGUUUUGCAGCGUGGAUCUCAACGCUCUUGUCUGAGUGCGAUCAGUGUUUCUGUCCUCAGGUUAGUCUCAGUUUAGAAACAGACCUCAGCGAGCUGUGUAUUCAUGUGUAUUAGCUUUGGCUCAAAGACCCCAUGAAAUGACACAAGACACACUUCCCUACUUUUUAUCCAGCUGUUCUGAAACAAUUGUUCAUUUUACACCAUAUCUUUCCUUAAUAAUAUAUUGUCCCAUCAAAUUCUCCCUCUUGCCGACAGGCAUGGCCUAGUUUUUUCAGUGAACGUUUUCAGAAAAUCAAAGCAAAAUCCACAUAAACCUAAAUGUUAUUCUAUCAAAACAGAAUUUAAAAAAAUGAAAAGCUGAUGAACUGAAUUUAUCAAACAUGUUACAAUGCAAAACCAACAGACUCAGGAUGAAUACUCAUAUUUUUGACUUAAAGUUCAGGAUGUAUGUUUGAUGUCAUGUUUGUCCACUGGGUGGCAGCAGUAGGACACUGACUCACUGCACCAUCUGCUGGUACUAAGUGGUAUUACAAGACAAGUUUGGCUUGGCUCGGUUGCUAGCUUCUGUAUUUUUCACCACUGUUCUGAUUAAGUUUAAGUUCCUUUUAAAUGUUUCGGAGUAAAAGUUGCACACAAUCUUGUCAAGAAACCCUUUUAUAGCCUGUGUAUCAGGUGUUGACAACAACUUUUUUAGCAUAAAAAUGCAAGAAGAGCAGUGUCUCAUCAAAAUCUAAAGAUAAAAAGACACAUUCAGUAGUCACAAAAACGGAAACUGUCGAAAUUGGCUCAAUCCCCCCUCCAUCCUCUAUGAAGCAUUUUCACCACAAAAAAAACCUAAAAAUACCAAAUGAAAUCCAGUUUCAUGGGGUCUUGUCAUGGUGGGUGGCAGCAGCAGAAAGUCCAGUUGAAUAUCUCAGCUCUGUAGCACAGAAUAUCUUUUAUCAGUGUGGAUCUGCUCUUCUUAGGAUUUGUUCAGAAUAAGAAGAAUCUAUCAAACCUGCAGCAGUAAUGUAAUCAAAGGGAAUAUUCAAACUAGUAUAUUGCAGUAUUUCACCUAUCACUGUGCCAUAUUUGUUCUGUUACAAUAGGGUGAUUUCUUUGUUUUUGCGUUAAAGAGAAAAAAAAACACAAUUUCUCCUUUGUGCCACAUUUCCUUUAAAACCUGAGCUUUGAAAUAAACCUGAGUUCAUGUGAUCCGUGUAGGUGAGUGAACAAUGAAGCUGCUUGAUUUGUAUUUUGAGUACAGAAACACAACCAGAGGCCUCUGUUUAGUUUGCUCCGGGGGUCACAGAGGCGUCGCCCAUCUCCUCAAACCAAAUGUGUUUGUUUCUUUUUUAAUUUAUUGUAUUUUUGUUGUUGUUUUUAAAUGCAUAUCAGCUGUGUGGGUGUCCAGGAGAGCUUCUAACGCCGUGCACACUGCAGUAUUAACAGUUAGAUAAUGCCUUGAUAUUCCAAAAAAAGAAAAGAAAAACACCAUUAAUGUACUUCAAGAUGAGACAUGUAUGCGGUUUUGUAUCUUUUAUUUUUGUCAUAGUUUUUGCAGUUUAUGUCAAUAUGGGAUGCCAAGACUCUUUUGUUGUUGUUGUUGUUGUUGUUUGUUUUGUAAAUUCAGCAGCAUCUACUCAGUAACACAGUGUUACCGCUUGACUGUGCUCCUUUUACUUCAUUUAGUUUUAUUCUAUCAAAGAGCCGAUGUCCUGUAUUGACUGCAGGCUUACGUAUAUAUUUGACAAAAGAAUAUUGUAUGUUUAAUAAUAAAAAAAACAUAAAAAGGAAAAAAAAAUGAAAACGCUGGAAAAAAAGAAAGGAGAAAAUUGAAAAAAGGUGUAAUUUAUAUUUUAAAAAAUCUGCAUGCACGAGGCUGGGAAAGUCAUAUUUAGGAUAACAAAUGGCUGUGCCUUUUUGUACUCAAGACAUUUACCCCAACUGUAGAUGGGUUUUAUAUGGACUUCAAAAGAGGAAGCGGCUGCUUCGGGUCAUGUUCACACUGUUCGGAUCACAAAACCAUUCUGUUCAUUUAAAGUACUGAGAGUUUUGAUAACUUCUGUUUGUGUUUGUGUUCCUGUUUGUUCACAAACACACAAAAAAAAAGAACAAGUCUGUGUUUUUUUUAAACAUGUUGUAAUUACAGAGGUCACUCUUCAUUGUUCCAGAAACCAGUAAGUCAUACAGUUCCCUGAUUUUAUGUUGUUUCCCAGCUUGAAAUUGUUGCAUCCUGACUCAUCUGAUCUCUGAGAAAAAAUGAUCAGAUGGACUUUUCGAAAACCCACAAAUUCAGAGGUGCCAACACAGAGUAACCAACAAUAUUAAACCUGAACAGCGAUAAAAGUGGAUUUAAACAAAGCAGAAAAGGUGAGUUUCAGCAAGAAUGGGAGCGUCUUCUGGUGUUCUGGAGAAAAGAAAAAAAAAAAAACAUUGUGAAAACUUGUUUUGUCAAUUCAGAAGAACAAGAGUUUUUUACUUUGUGUGUAAAUGCA
This is a messenger RNA of Salarias fasciatus (jewelled blenny), 8971 nucleotides long. RefSeq names its product sterile alpha motif domain containing 4A (gene samd4a). Lineage: Eukaryota; Metazoa; Chordata; Actinopteri; Blenniiformes; Blenniidae. Gene Ontology annotation, biological process: regulation of mRNA stability; negative regulation of translation; nuclear-transcribed mRNA poly(A) tail shortening. Gene Ontology annotation, molecular function: mRNA binding; translation repressor activity; protein binding. Bases 655 to 2877 code for a protein of 740 amino acids. The record is from RefSeq and is a predicted model, not a curated record. Gene Ontology annotation, cellular component: P-body. The transcript has 13 exons.